Aspergillus tanneri is the source of this 744-nucleotide messenger RNA. RefSeq names its product Clr5 domain-containing protein. Lineage: Eukaryota; Fungi; Ascomycota; Eurotiomycetes; Eurotiales; Aspergillaceae. The transcript has 4 exons. Bases 1 to 744 code for a protein of 247 amino acids. The record is from RefSeq and is a predicted model, not a curated record.
AUGGAAGGCUCCAUCGCUUCAUCGGUCGCCCUUACUGCCUCUUCUUCCUCUUCGACCAUCUUUCGUCCCCGCAGGUCUGACGACUGGCACGAGUAUCGGCCGACAAUCGAGCAACUUUAUCGUGAUCAUCAACUGAAGCUUCGAGACGUGAAAAGAAUCAUGGAACGUGAUUAUAACUUUGUUGCCUCGGAAAAACAAUAUAAGGACCGUCUCGCAGCCUGGCAUAUCCGCAAAAAUAUCAAGGCCAAAGAAGUCCAAGUCAUGAUCCGAAAGCAGCAGAAACGAGCUUCUCGGGGCAAACAAACUGCCUUUCGGGUUGCCGGCCAAGAAGUCGACUCGAAGCGCAUUGCACGCUUCGUCCGCCGCUACGGCACGCAUUUGGAUAAUAGCCCACGUGAUGAGUACCGUCAAUCAAGUCCAGAACCGAAAACCCCAUCUGAUAUGAGUUGCUAUACUCCGGAGCCCGAUGACAGAGGAGCAACCUUGCCACCUUUGCCAGAGAUGCAGUCAGAACACCAUGAUGCAAAGUUCGUUCCAAACCCCGAAGCCGAGACCGAUGAUGAUCGAUCCUUGACGGCUACCCUUAGUCCAAGUUUACCAAAUGAAACAUCCCGAUCCCUUCCAGGCACGAUUCAUGACGCCGAUGCGUGGAAUGAACUUAUUUCAUUUCAAGAUCGUCUUUUAGUUCUUCAUCAGACCCUUGAACAGUCAAUGUCCGGAUUUACGUCGCCUCAUGAUGAAUGA